AUGGCUGCGGAUUCAACUCCAGGCAGUCACCACCGGAACCUCUUCUUUCAGUAUGGAAAAGCUGCCAUUCACCGAUAUCAUAGGCUGCAUCUCUAUGGAAAGGCGUUCAUUUGGCUAGUUAUCCUGUUUUACAUCGCUUUUGGAGUGUUUGUUAUCAUCGUGACGCCCGCGCGUAUCGCACAGUUUCUCUAUGACCAGGCCAAACUAUUGGCUGCGACACGAUUCGGCUGGGUUGCUCUUCUCCUAUCAAUAAUAUGCAUUUCAUUUCCCCCGUUGAUUGGGCAUACAACCCUUGUUACACUUUGCGGCUUUGCCUACGGUAUGAAGGGGUUUUAUAUCGCAUUCGCAGGGUCGAUACUCGGCUCCGCACUCGUCUUCGUUGUCCUGCGUUUCUUGUUCACCGAAAAGAUCCGGUCAUGGUCUGCGCAGAAUGAGAAGUGGCAAGCUCUAGAAGCCGUCGUUAGGUCAAAGGGUCUACCCUUAAUUGUCCUUAUCCGUGUAUCCCCAUUCCCUCCUUGGGUCUACGCCAACUCGCUGUUUGCUUCGAUCGAGCCAGUCAAAUUAUGGCAAUUCGUGGCCGCAACGUGCUUCAUCACGCCAAAACUCUUGUUGUAUGUUUUCAUGGGAUCGAAGAUGGCGGCCUUGUCCGAUGGCGACCAGCGAGAUCGGAUGGACACCCACGAUAAGAUUAUCAACGGACUUUUCCUGGCAGGGAGUCUGGUCAUCGCCGUAUUCACUAGCUGGCUAGUCUACAAUCUGGUACAGAACCACAUUCGGCAUUUGCAUGGUGUGGACCCUGAAACAGACGAACUGGCGGCUGAAGCAAUCGAAGAUUUCGACGAGGAUGCUCCUUUACUCUCUCCGACUGCUUCCCAUCGCGUUUAA
Molecule: messenger RNA, 885 nt
Organism: Coprinopsis cinerea okayama7#130
Lineage: Eukaryota; Fungi; Basidiomycota; Agaricomycetes; Agaricales; Psathyrellaceae
Exons: 8
Coding region: 1-885 (294 amino acids)
Biological process (GO): vesicle-mediated transport; mitotic spindle elongation
Cellular component (GO): Golgi membrane
Source: RefSeq, a predicted model, not a curated record